Molecule: messenger RNA, 804 nt
Organism: Penicillium samsonianum
Lineage: Eukaryota; Fungi; Ascomycota; Eurotiomycetes; Eurotiales; Aspergillaceae
Product: PQ-loop repeat-containing protein
Exons: 2
Source: RefSeq, a predicted model, not a curated record
AUAUCCGCUAACUUGAAUAGGAUAUUGUUGAUCCUGACCGUCGUUUCAUUUAUUCCCCAAAUUCUUCGCAUCUGGACCAAGAAGAACAUCAAAGGGAUCUCUUCGUUCUAUAUCUUGUUCAACUUGAUAAGCGCUACUGAGCAACUCACCAUCUAUAUCUAUCUACUUUUUAACGAAUAUGAUCCUAAGGGUGGCACCAUCUUCCUACACACACCUCCUAGCGCAGGGGACUGGUUUAGUCUGUGUCACUGUGCCAUCGUCUCGAUCCUUUCUUUUGCCUUAUUUGUGCUAGUCCUCUACUACAGCGAGUAUAGGUUCUGCCUAAGCGCUGGGUACACUGGCUUUCUCUUAGUCUCAAUUAUCCCGCUUGUAAUCGACGCUAUCUUUGAUUUCGAUGAUGAGGGUCGGAGAUGGCUUUCAGCCGUUUAUUUCGCCCUGCAUUUCUUCUUACUUUACCAGAUCAUCACAAUCCUCGGCGUUCUAGCUAUCUGGCGUCAAGCUCGUGAGAUACGUGCAGUGCCGUUUCCCAAUGCAUUAAGUUUGCAAAGCUUGUGUUCUCAAGCAGUCGUGUUCACACUUCUGACGGCAGCGUGGAUCUGGAGCCUUCCAUUCCCAUAUGAUAAGCUACAGGGACAUUGGAACUGGAAUACAUUUUCCAUAUGGUAUGGCGCUAUCGGUUGGGUCAUCGUGGAUAACUUUAUUUUCGCCGUGGGCCAGGCGGCGCUCUUUGUAAUGGCCAUGCGCUGCUCAUCCGCAGGUAACGACAUACGGCGUGGACGCGAAACAGAGCCGCUUUUAGGGUGA